AUGGAACAACCAUCAUUUCAAACAUUAUGUCUUCAAACUAUAAUUAAUACAAUUGAAAAAAUAAAAGAAAUAAAUGAUAUAUCAAAUAUAAAAGAAUUAAAAUAUCAAUUUAAAGAAUUUAUUAAUACUCUUGAUUUAGUAACAAAAUAUAUAAUUGAAUGGAUAGGAUAUAUUCGUUAUAAUGAUCCAGAAAUAUAUAAUCAAUUAUAUUUAUUAUUAAAAUUAUAUCAAAAUUUUAUUAAACCUAAAAAUCAAUCUUUUAUAAAUGAAGAUAAUAAACAAACAUUUAAUAAAUAUAAAAAUGAAAUUAUUGGAUUACUUCUUUUAGGAUUUAUUUAUACAAUCCAUUGUUUCUUUACAAUUUAUUGUUUCUUUAUUUCUAUUAUUUCUACUAAAUCAUUUGAAAUUUCAACAGAAAUUUAUCAAAUUGGAAUUGGAUAUCAAGUAAAUCCAAUACAAAAAUUAAAUGAACUUGAAAAUGAAUAUAAAAAACCAAUUUAUAACACAAUUAGAACACAAAGAAAUGAUAUAUUUAAUCAAUGGAAAAUAAAAACAUAUAAUAGAAUGAAAAAAUUUAUUGAAAAUAGUAAAAUAAAAUCAAUUACAGAACAAGAAAUUAUAGAAGAAUUAAAAGUUCAUAUUGAUUUUAGAUUUAAAUUUUUAAGAAAUAAAGAUACAUUAAAUAUUAAUUUUGAUUUAUUUGAACUUAAUCAUUCAUAUAGAAAAGAACUUUAUUUUAUUGAUAAAUUAAGGAAAAUAAAAACAAAAACAAAAAUAGGAAAUUCUAUACAAUUACAAUGUAUUGAUAUAAUAAAAGAAUAUUCAUUAAAUAAUAAUUAUGAAAAAAGUGAAGCAAGUUUUUUUACUUAUAUUAAUGAAAUUAUUAAAAAAGAAAAAUUUUAUACUAAUAUUUUUGAAUUAACAACAAAUUAUAAUUUUUAUAUUGAUAAAAUAAAAGAAAAACAAGAUAUUGAUAAAGUAUUUCAAAGACAUAAAGAAUUAUUUAAUAAAGUUAAUAUUAUACAAGAAAAUAAAGAAGAAAUACAAUCUAAUAUUAGAAUUAGAAUAAUGGAAUAUGAAUUAUCAUUAGAAUCUCUUCCAAAAAUUAAUAGACCAUUAAAUCAAAUAACAGAAAUAUAUUUUAAUUUAAAAACAUUAUUUGAAAAAAUAUAUUCUAUUAUUGUAAAUUCAAAUGAUAUUAAAACAUUAAGUAUUUUAAUUUAUAAAAUUACAUUCAUUUUUAGAAAUUUUCAAAGAGUUAUUAAUAAUUAUUUUACUGUACCAUUACAAUUAGAACAAAUGAAUACAAUAAUUAAUGAAAUAAUAACAUAUAUAAAAACAAAUAAAAUAAUAUCAAUUACAUCAAGUAAAAAUGAAUUAUUAUUUAAAAUUAUGACAUUAAUAGGAUUAAAUGAUAUUGUAUUUACUAGUUUAAGAUAUAGUCAUCAAAAAAAAUAUUUAUUUUUAAGUGUUUUUGGAUGUAUUUAUCAAUUAAAUGAAAUUCAUUUAAAAAUUAAAAAAAUUAUACAAAUAAAAGAUCCCAAUGAAAUUUCAUUAUUUAUGUUAUCAAAAAUUUAUAGAGAUAUAUUUAAUUUAUAUAUUAUUAAAAUUAAAGAAUUUUCACAAGGAAAUAAAAUAAUUAAAACAUUAUUUGAAGAUACACCAAUAGAACAAUUAUUACAAAAUACAAUGAAAUAUGAUGAAGGAGAUAUUUCAGUUGAAAGAAUAAUUUUAUCAACAUUAGAUGCAUUAAAAUCAAUUCUUGGAGUUUCAUUUUCACAAAUAUUUGUAUCAAAUGAAUUAUAUUUAAUUGGAAUUAGUAAUUAUUGUUUUACAAUUAUUAAAACAAUACUUCAUUGGUAUUUUGGAACAGAUAAAACAUUAAAAUGGAGAUUUAUUGAUAUUUCACAUAAUGCAAUUAAAUUAUGUUUAACAUCAGAAAUUAUUAAUGAACCAGAAUCAGAAAUAUGUGGAAUAAUAUAUAAAUUAAUGAAAGAAAUUAAAGAAAUAAAUCAAAAUAUUCAUUUUGCUAAACCAAAUAAAGAAAUAUUUAAUAAUAUUUUUAAUAAAUCAUGUAAUGAAAUAAUAAAAUUUUUUGAAUCAUUUGGAUGGUUAAUGAAAUUAAAUAAUAAUAAUAUAAUAACACCUGGAUUAUUAAGAAUUAGUUCAUUUAUUAAAAUGGGAAGUAUUUUAAAAAAAUUUAUUCAAAAACUUGAAGAAAAAACAAUUUUUGAUAAAGAAAUGAAAUUUUAUCAUUUUCAAAUAAUUGGAGUAAUUAAAGGAUAUCUUAAUUAUAUUUUAUCAAAUAAAACAUAUGGAAUUAUUUCAAAUCAAUAUCCAGAUUUUAUGAAAGUUUUUCAAAUAUUUAUUAAACAAAAAAAAGAAAAUAAUAUAAAUAAAAUAGAAAUUAUAUCAAGACGUUUAUUAUUAAUGAUUUUUGAAAGAAUUAAAUUUGAUGAAUUAUUUUUUGAAUGUAUUAAAUUUAAUUUUUUAAAAGAAAGAACACAUGAACAAGAAAUAAUUAUUAUUCAAAGAAUUAUUCAAUAUUUUGAAUUAAAAGAAUUUAUUUAUCCUUCAAUUACACAAAAUAAUUUUUGUAGUUGUAAAUUUUCUAUUUCAUUACUUCAAACAAUUUUAAAAUCUAAAUCAAAAGAAAUUGGAAAUUUAAUUAUUAUUAUUUUAUCAUUUAAUAUUGAAAUAUCAUCAUUAUUUGCUACUCUUGUUGCAAUAUUUAAAAAAUAUAUAAUAUUAAUAGAAAAUAAUUUUAAUAAAUUAGAAGAAUUAACAGAAUGGAUUCAAAUAACAUUAAAAACAUUAGAAAUUUUAACAGAAAAAGGUAUAAAUUAUGAUUGUCUUAUGCAAAUGGCACAUACAAUUUUAAAAAUACUUUAUUAUCAUCCAAGAGAUACACUUACAAUAUUAAAUCCACUUUCUCAUAUAAUUAAAGUAUUAGAAUUAUAUGUUAAUAAUAAAAAUACAGAUUAUAUUCAAGAUAUUAUUUUUAAAGUUAUUAAAAUUUGUGCUAUGUGUUUUAAAAUUGAAAAUAAAUUAAAAGAUGAUAAAUUUUAUAUUAUUCAAUUUAAAGAAUAUAUUCAUAUUUGUAUUAAAUCAACACUAUUUUAUAUUUCAGCAAUAAAUUGGGAAGAACCUAAUAUUAUAAAUAUUCAAAUAGCUUUUAAUAAAUUUGAUUCAUUAAUUUCAGAAUUAUCAGAAGAAUAUGAUUAUAAAACAUGGAAAAUAAAAUGUUGGGAAUAUUUUAUUGAAUUUAUAAGUGAUGUAUUUCCUGUUCAUUCAAUGAUUGAUUAUCUUAAACAUAUUAUUAGUAUAAUUAGUUUUAAUUUAUUAUUAGGAAUUCAUUUUAAAAAGAAUAUAAUAACAUAUUUUACUAUUAUUAGUAAUAUUCUUUAUCAAUCAGAAAAAUUUGAAGAAAUUUUAAUUAUUGGAAAAAGUAUUUAUCAAUUUGCAUAUGAUAAUUCACAAAUUGGAAAUAGAGAAUUUAUUAAAAUUAAUAAAAUUAUAAAAUAUGAAGCUAUAUUUAAAAAAAUUAUUGAAGAAAGAAAUAAAAUAAUUAAUAUAUUUUGUCUUCAAAAAAUUAAUUCAUUAAUAGAAAAUUUUGAAGAAAUAAAUCAAGAAAAUAAAAAUAAUAAAGAAAUAGAUAAUAAAGAAAUAGAAAUAAAUCAAAAUGAAGAAGAAAUAAAAAGUGAAGAAGAAAAUUUAAUUAGUGAAGAAGAAGAAAUUGAAAGUGAUAAUGAAAGAAUUGGAAGUGAAGAAGAAGAAGAAGAAAAAAUAAAAGAAAAUAUUUUUAAAGGAAUUGAAAUGAUUGAAGAAAUAAGUAAAAUAAUGAAUUCUAUAUUUAUGAUAUUACAAUCAAUUGAAAUAGAUAAAAAAUCAAGAGCAAAAGCUAAAUUAAUUAGAUUAUUAACUAGUGUAGCAGAACAUUUUUUUAAUACAGCAGAUAGUUUAAAUGAAAAAAUAUUAUCACAAAAUAUUAUUAUUCAAACAGAAAGAUUAAUGAAUGAUUCAUUAUGUGUUAGAGAAUUAAUUAUAAAUCUUAUAGAAUUAGUUAUAACUAUUAGAGCAGUUAUAAAUUAUGAUAAAGAAAAAAGAAUAAAUGUUUUAAAAUAUAUUGAAUUAUAUGAUAAUUAUAAUGAUAUGAUAACAAAAAUUAUAUAUGAUAUGUUUUUAUUUUUAAAAUUAUUUAAAACAUUUAAUAUUAAAAGAGGAAAUGAAACAAAACAAAUUUUAAAUAGAAUGGUAAGUGGAUUAAUUUAUUUUUUUGUAACACCAUUUAUUGAUAUUCAAAUUCAUGAUUCAACAUAUGUAAAUUCAUUUAUUUAUAAUCAAGGUAGAAAAGAUCAUAUUAUUGAAAAUUCACAUGUUGCUUUAUUAUGUGCAGAAUUUAAAGAAAUUAGUAAAAAAAAUAAAAAAUUAAUAGAUAAUUUAAAAGAAAUGGGAGAUGAUAUGGAUGAAUUUGUAUCAUUUAUUGGAAUAAAAGAAAAUAUUGUUGAAACUAUACUUCCUAAUAUGGAAAUAGAAGAAGAAAAAGAAUUAACACAAUAUAUUCAAGAACGUGUAUCAAUUUUAUUAAAUAAUACAAAACCAUCAUUUUUUUUCUUAGCACAUGUUAGUCUUAAAGCAGUUGAAUCAUCAAAAUCACUUUCAAUUCAAUUAAAAUCAAAUCCAAAUAUUUUUGUAUCAUGUAAAAGAGAAGCAUUAUGUCUUAAAAAAAAUUUAAAAUGUUUAGUUGCAAUGAUUAAUGUAUUUGUUGCUAUUAUUCCUAAAGAAAAAUCAUUACAUCAUUGGAUGGUAGAAUUACAAAAUAAAUUUAAUGAAAGAAAAAAUAAUAUUAAAAAAUGGUAUAAAAAUGGAAUUAAAACAAAUUUUAAUGAAAUAUAUUUUAAAAUUAUGGAAAAUUUUGAAAGUGAAGUUAAAUUAUUAGUAAGAACAAUUUGUUAUACAUAUUUUUUAUAUUCAUUAAUUAUAGAUGAAUUAGGAGAUAUUAUUCAUAAUAUAUCUAUGGGAUUUAAAUUAAAUACAAAAUAUGUUAAAGAUGUAAUAUUUGUAUUAAGUUGUUAUACAGGAAAUUAUAUUUAUCAUAAUAGAAUGGUUGCAAAUUUAUUUGAUAAAAUUAAAAUAUUUAUUACUACAACACCUUAUAAUAAAACACAAGUUCCUGAUAUGUUAGCAACAAUUGAAGAAUUAAAACAAUGUCUUGUUUAUAGAACAAAAGUAGAAAAAAGAACACAAUCAAUAAAUUUAGAAUUAUAUAAAAUAAAAAAUCCAACUCAAGAACAACAAAUUAAACAAUGUAAUGAUUUACAAAUAUUAUUACAAUCACUUCAAACUAUGGAUUUUGGUUCUAUUACAUUUAGACCUAAAUUUGGAUGUUAUGUAAUUGAAUCAGAAGAAAAAGAAAAAUUACUUAAUUUAAAAUUAAGAAUACAAAAUAAUGAAGAUAUUUCAAAAGAUUAUAUUAUUAUAAGAAAUGAAAUAUUACAAGAAUUUAUUCGUUUAGUAUUUCAUCUUAAUUUAGAACAUUGUAUGUUAAUAAGACAAGUUGGAGAAACUUUUGAUUCUAAAAGAAUAUUAUAUCUUGAAUUUUAUAUUUCAGUUAUUAUUUCUCAAACAAAAAUUUUAUAUGAUAUUAUUAAAAUUAUUUAUCCUGGAAAUGAAAUAAUAUUAAAUGAACAAUAUUUAAAAUUAAUUAAUAUUCAAAAAGAAUGUUCAUUAAAUAAUAUAAUUAAAAAUCCUAUUAAUGUUUCUAAUCUUCCAAAAAGAAUUUUUGAAAUACUUCAACCAACAACUAAAUUUGAUAAAAGAAUUAAUAGUUCAGGAAUAAGAAUUAAUGAUGAUAUUACUUAUUUACCAUUUUUUUCAUUUCUUCAAUUUGAAGAAAGUAUUAUUUUAUCAUUAUUAAAAAAUGAAAAAGUAGAUGAAAUAAAAAUUGAAAUAUUUAAAGAUGCAUUACAAAUGAUGUGUGAUAAAUUAUCUUAUAAAAUAGAUUUUAUUAAUAUAAAUAAAUUAUUUUAUAAAAAUAAAAUUUAUCAAUUAAAAUCUAUAACAAUUAAUCUUUUUAAAUUAAAUGAAUUUUAUACUACAGAUGUUCCAUCAACAUUUAAAUUAUGUGGAGAAUUAUUUAUUGGAUUUUCACAUUUAUAUUAUAUUAUAGCAAAAGAUUCAAAUGAAGUAUUUGAAAAAGAAAUGAAAAGAAUGAAUAGAGUAAUUGAAUUCUUUUCAAUACAAACAAAACAUAUAUUUUUUGAUCAAUUUAAACAUACUCUUUCACCUGAAAUUAUUAAAAAUGUUAUAAAAUGUGUAAAUUCAAUUAUUGAAUCAAUAAUUAUUAAAAAAGAAGAUCAAUGGAUAUUUUCAACAGAUUUUGGAAAAAGAAUAUUAUAUUCUCAAAUAUUAGAUUUAUUUAAUUAUUUUGGUUUAAGAACUAGUUUAAUGUAUAUUCAUUGUUUUAUUAGAAGAGAUUUUUUAUUUAAAAGAGAAGUUCCUUGGGUAGUUUUUUCAUGUAUAAUUCAAAUAUUAAAACAUUUUCAAAGUAUUAUAUUAAUAAAAAUUGAUGAUCUUACUCUUGAUAAUUGUAUUAAACUUUUAAAACAAAGAAUUAAUGAAAUUGUUCCUAUAUCUUUUGAUUGGAGUAUUUUAUCUACAAAAAUUGAAGAAUUACAAUUCUUUUUAAAAAAAGAUCCAAAUUCUAUUUCUAAAAUUGAUUUUCUUAAAUCUCUUAUUCAUUUAUUAAAAGCUUGUAUUAGUUAUUCUUUUAAUACAGAUAAUAAUAAAAAUUUUAGACAAAUGUUUGAUAUUAUUGAAAUAUUACAUAAAACAAUUCAUUCAUUUGAUUUUAAUCAAACUAAUGAAAUAUUUAUUCAAACUUUUAAAAAUCAUCUUCCAUCAUUAAAUAAAUGUAUUAUAAAAAUAUUUUCAAUUGAUUCAUUAAUUAAUGCAUUUUUUGCAUUUAAAAUAAAUCAUUCUUUAUUUCAACAAUUAUCAAUAUCAAUAAUUAAUGAAUAUCCAUUUUCUAAAAUAUUAAAAUCUAUUAUUGAAGAAAAUAAUGAUGGAAAUUUUAAUUCUAUUUUACUUACAGUUUUAUUAAAACCAUUUCAAAGAUAUCGUUAUUAUGAACCAAAAUUAAUAAUAUUAUUAAAUGAAUUAUAUUUAUUACAACAAUCUCAAGAUAUUCAUUCAUUUUCUCCUGAAUUUGGAACAAGAUAUUAUAGUAUUUCAAUUGAAAUUCAUGAUAUUAUUACAAUUUUAUUAAAUUGUGUUGAAUUAUUUAAAAUGACAAUAUCAAAUGUUUUAUUAGAAAAUUCAGUUAUUGAAUUAAAUCAAAUAGUUAUUAAAAUUGAAAAAGAAUUUAAAAAUAUGAAAACUUUAAUUACAAAUGAAAUAAUUAUAUUAAUACAAAAAAGUCUUAAAAAAUGUUUUAUUAUUUAUUCAUUUAUUAUUUCAUAUAAUUUAAUUAAAUUAUUAACUCAAACAUUUUCAUCAGGUAAUAGAAUUCAAUUAAUUAAAGUAUUAAAAGAAGUUUUUCCAUUAAUUUUAGGAGUUGAUAUGAUUUUUAAUGAUGAUGAAUUUAAAGGAACAAUUUAUCCAUUAAAAAUUUAUGAAGAUUUAUUUACAUUAAUUAGUACAGAAAAUUUAUUUAUUCAAAAUGAACAAAAAAUUAAUGAAUUAUUUGAACAAAUUUUAUUAUCAAUUCAUUAUUGUCUUGAAUAUCUUCAAUUAAGUGAAUUAAUGAUGAUUAAUUGUAUUGAAUUUAUAAAAAAUAAAAAAUAUAUUAAUGAAUCAUUAAAAUAUCUUGAACAAGCAUUUGAAAUGACAAAAUCAAUAAAAAAUAUAAUUAUUAAAUAUACUGAUUUUAUUAAUCCAUUAUAUGGAUUAAAUUUAUGUUCUUUAAAAAUCGAAAAUAAAAUAAAAGAAAUUCAAAAUCAAUCAUUAUUAAAUAUUUCAACAGAAAUAUUAAAUAAUCUUAUUUAUGAUAUUUAUCAAAAAAUUUAUGGAACAAUAAUUUUUAAUUAUUCUUUUCCAGAUAAAUGUAGAAAAGAAUUAUCUAUUAUAAAAUCAUGGAAAGAAACACAAAAUUUAUCAGAAUUACUUAAAUUAUUUGGUUAUAUUUAUUUAAAUGUUGAUAAUGAAAAAACAAAAUCUUUCUUUAGAGAAGGAUUUAUUUCUGAAAUAAUGGUUUGGAUUCAUAAUUUUUUAACAAAUGGAAGUUAUAAAUCUUUUCAAUCAUUAUUAUCUCAAGAAAUAAAAAAUAUUAAUAUUAUUAAUUUUCAUCAAUUUAAUAGAAAUACUAUUUUUCAACAAUAUAAAAAUAUUAUUAAAAAUUCAAUUUGUCUUGGAUUUCAACAAAUACAAUUAGCUGCUGAACUUACUCAUAAAUCAUUUAAAUGUCAUGCAAUUAAAAAAAUAGAAUCUGAUAAUGAUAAUAAUAUUAUAACUUUACUUUCUACUGAAGAAUUACAAAAAAUUCAUACUUUUAUUCAAACUUUUAAAACAGAUGAUGAUAUUAUUCUUGAAAAUGAAGUUAUUGUAACUUGUAGUGUAAAUUAUGAUCAAAGAAUGUUAAAACAUUUAAAAAAUAUUAUUCUUCAAUUAGGAAAACCAAAAGAUCAAAUGUUUAUUAGAAGUUAUAUUGUUAUUAGAGCUUUUAUUGAUUAUUAUGAAAUUAUGUCUAUUCAAGAAAUUUAUAGUAAAAUUGUUACUUUAUAUACUCUUCUUGAAGAAUUUGUUGAAACUAUUUAUUCUGAUUUAUUAUGGAAAAAUCUUUUUGAAACAUUUUAUAUUAAUAAUAAUAAUAUUGUUAUUGAUUCUAUUAAUCUUCAAGAUUUAAAUAAAAUUAAUCAAAAAAUUCCUUUAUUAUUAAAAGAAUUUGAUAAUGUUGUUAUUACUUAUUAUAAAAAUCAUAGUAGUGAUUUUUUUAGUACUGAAAUACUUAAUUGUAUUGGUAUUUUAUUUAAUUCUUUACAAGAUAUAGAUGUAACUCCUGAAGAAAAUAAAAUUUUACAAUUAAUUAUUAAACAACUUCUUCAUUUACAUUCUCAAAUUAAAGAUGAUCCUAUCAUUGAAAAUAUUUCAUUAAAAUUUUUAAAUUUAAAAAUAACUCAAAUUGAUUUAUGUAAUAUAAUUGAACAAAUGUAUAAUGUAGUUGUAUCAAUAUCUGAAAAUAGUGAUUCUAUUUUAUUAUUAGUAAAAAGUUUAUCAAAAUAUUGUGAAAAAACAACUCCUGAAUUUAAUUGUAUUAUUCCUAAAAAUUCAAUUAAAAGACAACAACUUAAAAUUGCUUAUUCAACUGAAAAUUGUUUACUUCAAACUAUUAUUAAAAAUUGUAAAAAUCCUUUACUUAUUAAUUAUGGUAAUUUAAUUUCUAAUGAUUUCUUUAUUUUAUGGAAAUUAGUUGAUGUUUCUCAUUCAUCUAAUUUUGAAAUUAAUAUUGAAAAUCCUUAUAAAAUUUAUUCUGGAAUUGCUAAAUUAAUGAAUAGAAGUAUUGAAAGAUUAACACCACUUCUUGAUGGUGAAAAAAAUGGUUUCUCUUUAUCUUUUGAAGGUAUUGAUGUAAUUGAAAUUAAAUUAUUAUCUAAUCUUGAUAAAAAACUUAUUAAUAAUAUUUAUAAUGUUGCAACUACUUUUGAACGUGGAGAUACUCAAGAAACAAUUAAAAGUAUUGAUGAUUGUUUAUGUUUAAUCUUAUCUACUCUAACUCCUCCUUUUUCUAAAAAUUUAUAUCAUUCUUCUAAUACAUCUUGGGAUCGUUGGUUUUGUACUUUUAGAUUAAAAAAUUGUUUUAUUGAUCUUAUGUAUGCUGUUUUGAGUUAUACGUCCCAACAUACUCAAUUAGAUGAUUUUAUUAAUCUUGUUACAAAAACUUUUAGAGAUAUUGUUCUUCUUGCUAACAAUUUAGUACAACUUAAUUAA
Molecule: messenger RNA, 9924 nt
Organism: Entamoeba dispar SAW760
Lineage: Eukaryota; Evosea; Mastigamoebida; Endamoebidae
Exons: 2
Coding region: 1-9924 (3307 amino acids)
Source: RefSeq, a predicted model, not a curated record